Pelmatolapia mariae (spotted tilapia) is the source of this 837-nucleotide messenger RNA. RefSeq lists its product as uncharacterized. The transcript is spliced from 4 exons. Gene Ontology annotation, biological process: immunoglobulin production; immune response. Bases 1 to 837 code for a protein of 278 amino acids. Lineage: Eukaryota; Metazoa; Chordata; Actinopteri; Cichliformes; Cichlidae. The record is from RefSeq and is a predicted model, not a curated record.
AUGACUUUGAUCUGCGUCCUCAUCUGGACUCUCCUCUGCUGCUGCUUCACAGAGUCCAGAGGACAGAUCACAGUGACUCAGCCUGGAGCAGUGAGCUCUGCUGUGGGAGGAUCUGUGAACAUCAAGUGUAGGACCAGUCAGGAUGUUUAUGUUUCUGGCAGCUCUCAUCUUUUAUUUUGGUACCAACAGAAAGAUGGAGGAGUUCCUAAACUGCUCAUUUACUGGUCUAGCACUCAACAAUCAGGGAUUCCAGCUCGUUUUAUGGGCAGUGGAUCAAACUCUGACUUCACUCUGACCAUCAGUGGAGUCCAGGCUGAAGAUGCAGCAGUUUAUUACUGUCAGAGUCGGCACUAUCCUAACAGUCAGUGGUCGGCGCCUGGAUACAUCUUGCCAACUCUCCCCAUAAUCACACUGCUGCUGGGAAAGCUCACUCACGCAAACCGCCAUCCAUACCUGCCUGCCUCCCUGCGCACCCACAUCGCAGUUUUUGUCUCUGUAUCCUCAGAGUCCAGAGGACAGAUCACAGUGACUCAGCCUGGAGCAGUGAGCUCUGCUGUGGGACACACAGUCACCAUCAAGUGUAGGACCAGUCAGAAUGUUCAUGUUUAUAACAACAACCACUAUUUAGCCUGGUACCAACAGAAAGAUGGAGGAGUUCCUAAACUGCUCAUUUACUAUGCUAGCACUCGAUAUUCAGGGAUUCCAGCUCGUUUUACAGGCAGUGGAUCAAACUCUGACUUCACUCUGACCAUCAGUGGAGUCCAGGCUGAAGAUGCAGCAGUUUAUUACUGUCAGAGUCUUCACUAUCCUAACAGUCAGUGGGUGUUCACACAGUGA